Dama dama (fallow deer) is the source of this 1958-nucleotide messenger RNA. RefSeq names its product intraflagellar transport 57 (gene IFT57). Gene Ontology annotation, cellular component: Golgi apparatus; centrosome; intraciliary transport particle B. Lineage: Eukaryota; Metazoa; Chordata; Mammalia; Artiodactyla; Cervidae. Bases 124 to 1413 code for a protein of 429 amino acids. The record is from RefSeq and is a predicted model, not a curated record. The transcript has 11 exons. Gene Ontology annotation, biological process: intraciliary transport; non-motile cilium assembly.
UUUCCUGUUGUCGGUGUGCCCGGUCGCCUGGGUAACCGGCCGCGCUGGUCCUGGCUGCGCCAGCGCAGGCCGCGGAGGUCUCUGGGUCAGACCUCGCGCUGGGCUCUUUCGGUCUGUUCCGUGAUGGCAGCCGCCGCCGCCGUGGUCACCCCGUCGGGUUUGGAGGAUGAGGUGUCUCGGUCCCGCGGCGAAGGAGCGGGGGAUGUGGUGGUGGAGCGGGGGCCCGGCGCGGCCUACCACAUGUUUGUGGUGAUGGAGGACCUGGUGGAGAAGCUGAAGUUGCUCCGCUAUGAGGAGGAUCUCCUCCGGAAGAACAACCUGAAGCCCCCGUCCAGACACUAUUUUGCACUGCCUACCAAUCCCGGGGAACAGUUCUACAUGUUUUGCACCCUUGCUGCCUGGCUGAUUAACAAAGCGGGACGCCCUUUUGAGCAGCCUCAAGAAUAUGAUGACCCUAAUGCAAUAAUAUCUAACAUACUAUCUGAGCUUCGAUCAUUUGGAAGAACUGCAGAUUUUCCUCCUUCAAAAUUAAAGUCGGGUUAUGGAGAGCAUGUAUGCUAUGUCCUUGACUGUUUAGCUGAAGAAGCAUUAAAAUAUAUUGGUUUCACUUGGAAAAGACCAGCAUACCCAGUGGAAGAAUUAGAAGAAGAAACUGUUGCAGAAGAUGAUGCAGAAUUAACAUUAAAUAAAGUGGAUGAAGAAUUUGUGGAAGAGGAGACAGACAACGAAGAAAACUUUAUUGAUCUCAAUGUUUUGAAGGCCCAGACCUAUCGCUUGGAUAUGAACGAGUCUGCCAAACAAGAAGAUAUUUUGGAAUCUACAACAGAUGCUGCGGAAUGGAGUCUGGAAGUAGAACGUGUACUACCACAACUGAAAGUCACGAUCAGGACUGACAAUAAGGAUUGGAGAAUCCACGUUGACCAAAUGCACCAGCACAAAAGUGGGAUUGAGUCUGCUCUAAAGGAAACCAAGGGAUUUUUGGACAAACUUCAUAAUGAAAUUAGUAGGACUCUGGAAAAGAUCGGCAGCCGAGAAAAGUACAUCAACAGUCAGCUCGAGCACUUGGUUCAGGAAUACCGCGCAGCUCAAGCCCAGCUGAGCGAGGCACGGGAGCGUUACCAGCAGGGAAACGGUGGAGUGACUGAGAGGACCCGACUCCUGUCCGAGGUCACAGAAGAGCUAGAAAAGGUGAAACAAGAAAUGGAAGAAAAAGGCAGCAGCAUGACUGAUGGUGCCCCUCUGGUGAGGAUUAAACAGAGCCUCACGAAGCUGAAGCAGGAAGCCGCUCAGAUGGACGUCAGGGUCGGGGUGGUGGAGCACACGCUGCUGCAGUCGCAGCUGAGGGAGCGGGCCGACAUGACGAGGGACAUGCAUGCCGCCGCCGUCCCGGAGCCCGCGGCGGGCUCUUACUGAGGCAUGCCGCUUCUCAUGCUUCUGAGUAUUGGCUUUUUAUAGAAAAGCGUAUUUCAUGUUGCACAGAUUACAAAGCACAGUUCUUCCUCUUAAAGCGUGUUGGCUAUUUUUUUACAUAUAUACACACAUAUUGUAUCAUGAUGAUUAUGGAUGGUCAGAACCUUUAAAUUGAAUAUAAUAUUUAAUAAAGUAAUUUAAAAUUCUCACUUUCAAAGCAGCUUUCACUGAUCAUUACAUAUAGUAAAGCCCUGACCUGGUGGCCCCCCCUUCUUACGGCUCCUUGCAUGUGAGGGAGGGGAGCCUGGUGCAGAGCGGGUAGGACCCAUGCUUUCUGCAGGGGCUGCUGGUGUCAGCACAUGGACCUCUGGCGCAAGCGGCCCCUUCCAUUUGGUACACACACAGUGAUCUCCAGUGUUUCUGCUCCCAGAUGCAGCCAGCAAUGGCUGGGAAUUCUUUCCAAAAUUCCAAACUACCCUUGCCUCAACUUUAUGGUUACGUAAAAUUACAUCUUUUUAAAACAUAAGAAUAAAACUUCAGUAUCUUUA